Molecule: messenger RNA, 1630 nt
Organism: Dermatophagoides farinae (American house dust mite)
Lineage: Eukaryota; Metazoa; Arthropoda; Arachnida; Sarcoptiformes; Pyroglyphidae
Molecular function (GO): protein binding
Source: RefSeq, a predicted model, not a curated record
ACAUUGUAUGCACAUCAUUUGAUUUUACGUACCAGAUGCCAAAGUUUUCAAAAUGUAUCAUCAUCGGAUAUUUGUUGUCGACAAAUGUUUGGAACCACCAUAACACAUGAUGGUCAAACUUGGAUAAUACGAUGGCCACAAAUCAAACCACAUGCAUUACGAAAAGUAUUGAAUUAUGUUUAUACAUCAAAAAUUGAAAUCAAUGAUGAUGAUGAUGAUGACGAUAUAUUUGACAUGUUAACCAUUGCAUAUGAACUUGGCCUUGUUGAAUUGAUUGACAUUGGUGAAAAACGAAUUGCUACUACUAUUGAUGUACAAAAUGUUUGCCGAUAUUUGGAUAAAGCUAUUGAAAUUUGUAGAAAAAUUCAGGAGAAUGGUCCAAAUCGAAUCAUUGAUCUUUGUAUGCAAUUCAUCAAUCAAACUGCCAACGAAUGUGUAAAAACAGAAUCAUUUCGUAAUAUUUCAAAAGAAACAAUGAUUCAUCUGUUAAGAUCCGAUCAAUUUUCAUUGGAUGAAGCGGAUGUAUUUCGUUGUACGAUUGAAUGGGCUAAACAUCAAACUGGAAUACAUAAAUUAGUUGAACAUUGGAAUGAAGAUGAUCGCAAACGUAUACAGAAUCAAUUAUCAGGCGUCAUUAAUCAUAUACGAAUAUUGUUGAUUGAUAGUCAAGUGUUUGCUGAAGAAGUUGAACCAACUGGUGUCAUACCGAUUGAACUUUCAUUGGAACGAUAUCGAUUUGCUGCUCUUGCCAUUAAUAACAACAAUAAUAAUUCAAGCCAUAAAUCUCAAAAUCAUCAUCAACAACAAAUUCAUGAUUCAAUUGGUAACAAACGAUUAAAACCACGAUCAACGGGGAAUGUUUAUCGAUUAUUUCUUGAAUCAAAAUUAUUAUCAAAUAUGAAUGUUAAAUAUGAGCAAACAUUAAACGAUUGGUAUGGCAACAUCCAUGGAACGAAUAAUAAACAACGUUGGCGAUUGAUAUUUCGUGCAAGCGAACAUAAAUUCUCUGCCGAAGCAUUUCAUAAUUAUUGUGAUGGAAUGGCACCCACGUUUGUUCUUGUAUUGAGCACAAAAGGUUAUCUUAGCGGUGGUUUUUGCGAUAUACCAUGGACCAGUGGUAAUCGUGGCCGUGGCUGUUAUGCAUCAUCAGAAAAAUCAUUUCUUUUUCGAUUGAAAACACCAUGCGAUGAACAACCACCUAUUAAAUAUGAAGUGAAAAAGAAAAUCUUUGCCAUCGGACAUAUGGCCAGUAAAGGACCAGUUUUUGGUGCCGGUGCCGAUCUUCUUCUUGCCGAUAGUUGUCAUUUAAAUGAAGAUAGCUAUUCAAAUCUUCCACAUUCAUAUGAUGGACCCGAUGCUUCGGUCGAUACAUUAUUUGGAUCAUAUUAUUUUACUGCCGUCGAUUAUGAAGUGUUCACAAUAUUGGCUGACAAUUAAGAUUCGAAUUUUCUCACAAACCAUCGAUAGAAUCGAUUACGAUGUACAUUACAUUAAAUCAUCAUUCAUGCAUUUUAUGUGACACAUUGCAAGAAUUUUUUUGUUUGUUCCAUUUAAUUAUUUUUUUUUCAUUCAUUUUUACAUUGUAAAUCAAAUUUUAUUAAAUUGUGAUAAUUAUCACCUAAAUUUGGAA